AUGGCUCGACCUACAUACAUUGUUGCGCGGAACGCUCAACGUGCAGAUCUGCAUGAUAAAAUUCGGUCACGUAAACACGACGUUUCAUCGCCGCCCACGGUUACGAUUGUGUGCUCGGUAGAUUACGAGGCGAUUCGCGACAGAAUUCGACGUUUAGUGAAAAGUGCUGCAGUUCGUCCAACUCGUUCGAUAGCUCACGUAGAAUCAAACUGCGUCAUUGACCUACUUCCGAAUGUUCAUAACCUUCAAGUAGCACCCUUAUUCCUUCUAGGGAUUUUGCAUGAUCCUAGAAGAUCCUGGAGGAUUUUUUGCGUCUGUUUGAUGUCUUUUCCUUUAAUUGCGUGAAGAAAGGAAAAAGAAAGAGUAGUUCCAGUUUUUAACCCUUUGCGCUCGACUGUCUUCUGUGUAAGGAGGCAUCACACUUAAAUUCAGCUGAUAACUAAAAUUCUAGAAUCUUUUAUAACUGUUGAUAAUUACAACGAACGUGGAUAUAAUGUUGUACGAUAUAACGACGUAAGAGGGAUAAUAAAAUUCAUGUGGAGUCAUUAUCAUCGAGUUAUAUUAUUCGAAUGAUUCGGGAUAAUUCACAGACAAAAUGGCGGAGGAAAUUUUUCAAGAGGAAACUGAAAUUACGUGUCGUUAACUAUUCUACGUACUACGCUUGACGAUUGCUUUUA
Messenger RNA from Heterotrigona itama, 677 nucleotides. The record is from the annotation of a GenBank genome assembly. NCBI's taxonomy places the organism in Eukaryota, Metazoa, Arthropoda, Insecta, Hymenoptera, Apidae.